GCCACGGUCUACAUGCCGCUCGAGGCGUGCGAGAUGGUCGAGGGCCAGCACUGCCGCAAGAAGCUCGACGACAACCAGACCUACGAGUUGAUCAAGCGCACGGCCACACCGCCUUCCAAGCGCUUCCAGGAGAUUCGCCAGUCCGUGCGCGACCUGGUGAACAGCACCGAGGAUUACCUGCGCGAGCUCAACAUCAGCACCGAGCAAGGGCCGAGUGCUCGAGCUCCCUUCGCUGGUGUUCGAGAGCGACUCUCUCCGCAAGCCGCGCGAGGGCACGUGGGAGCUUCGCGGCCAGCACUUCUACAAGCCGGCCACCAUGGACCGCUGGACGUUGGUCAGCCUGAGCCGGUUCGCGCAGCGCGACAGCCUCGACAACUUCGUCAAGAUGCUCACGCGCAUCGGCCUCGAACUGGGCAUGCGCAUCGACCAGCCUCUCCAGGUGUCCGCGUCCGACCACAACCGGCGUUCCGUUCGCUCCAUCCUGAGCGAGCAGCAGCACAACAAGCUGCAGAUGGUCGUCAUCGCCAAGACGACCAACUACGCCGAGACCGAGCUCUGGCUGCGCACCCAGUGCCUGCUGGAGAACAACGCGGUCAAGAAGUGCGGCGCGGCGCUCGUGCACAACCUGUGGCAGAGGACCACCGCCAAGAUGAGCGAACAGAAGCCCGUGAUCAUCAUAGGCGCCGACGUGUCCCACCCGGCGACAGGAUCCGGCCCUCGGUCGCCGCCUGCGUCGACAGUGUCGACUUCGAUUCCGUCCAAGUUCCACGCCACCGUCUGCAUCCAGGUGGAGCACGUAGAGGCUACGGUGGCUAGAUGGGCAGGUGUGCCGACCGAGCUUAGUUCACCACUUCUUCGCACCACGACGCAGAAGUGGCGCUGCGGACAGUGUAACGGUUCAGCCGCGUGCAACGUCGCUGCGCUGUGUAAACAAGCAGCGUGUUUGAUCGUAUCGCUGCCUCUGAUUUUAGCUUUGAAGUACGCGUUAUAUAAUGCCGUUUUGAGCAGUGUCGGCAUAUACAGAAUCGGAAAUUCGUUAUUGUCGUCUAGUCGGAAAACGCGAUUUGCUCAAGUCAAUUUUCUAGCUUGGCGAUUGGUCACAUUUAUUGGUACAAACACGGCGCUCCGGACCAUUGCAUUAAAGACGUAUACACGCAUUUUUUUCCAUGCAUAAAACAAUACUGCAAUGGUUUUAUACGAUAUAUGGAAACGUGUUUACGCAAUAUUUAGUGAGUUCUAAUGUUUCAAUUUCGAGAAAUCCAGCUAAUGUGUUUUAUUGCUGCCUCAGUUACGGUAUUUAAUUUCUUACGAGAAGAAUUGUGUUGGUAAGC
Molecule: messenger RNA, 1331 nt
Organism: Dermacentor silvarum
Lineage: Eukaryota; Metazoa; Arthropoda; Arachnida; Ixodida; Ixodidae
Exons: 2
Coding region: 13-816 (267 amino acids)
Molecular function (GO): protein binding
Source: RefSeq, a predicted model, not a curated record